AUGGCGCUCUUUGGAUGCAAAAUUCUUUCCCGAGGCUUUCUGUCAACCACAGCCGUUCGUUCCAUCUCAUCGUUAACUAAUUUGGAGAACGUUAAAGUCGUGGAUGAAGGUUCAGGUGUUGCACAUGUUCAAUUAAACCGACCGAAGAGUAGAAAUGCCUUGACGAUUGGGUUAUGGGAGUGAGUCGAUCUUCCUUUGAUAACUGAGUCUAAUUAUCGUUUUUCAGUGAUCUCAAAACGGCGUUUGACCAUCUGGAUACAUGCUCUUCUUGCCGGGCUAUUGUUCUAUCAGGAAAUGGACUCUCCUUUGGUGUCGGGAUUGAUCUCAAAGAAGGGAUUACUGUACGUUCUACUUCAAUUCUCCAUUUUGUUACAGAAAAUCAUGGAUGUCGCUGGCGACAAAUCAAAGGAUGUCUCGAGGAAAGCGUUGGCCUUGUUGAAUCUGAUCAAUUAUAUCCAAAAAUCUUUUAAUUCUGCAUACUUGUGUAAGAAACCAGUCAUUGCCGCUAUUCAUGGUCAUUGUAUUGGAGGGACAAUUAGUUUGGCGGCGUUGACAGAUAUUAGAUAUGCUGUGAAGACAACUGUUUUCAACAUCAAGGUUGGUAUUGGUUUGUUUUUUAUGACGUAAUAUUGGCAUUUCUUCGAGGUUGUACUGACAGGGGAAGCACUUCAAGUGUGACGCUCAGAUUUUCUUUAAAUUUUGCACACACAUCGGGUAUGGACUAAAUAUCAAUUCCUGAAAGUUUUAGCUCGCGCUUUGCGGGCGCCGCCGAGAUAUUGAACGAUUUUUGCCGCCGAGAGAGCACGCUCAACGUGGAGAGCGGUCAGAGAGAAAACCGCUUUUUGGCCAUAACUUUGGCAGUUUCGUGCGGAAAAAUUUGAUUUUUUGUAGAAACAUUAUUCUUUACGGUUGAAAUAGGCAUGAAACUUUUCGUGCCGAAAUUCGGCAAAAAGUCCCAAAUUUUCGCCGACUUUCGAUCUAAAAAUCUCGGUUGUUUCUGCAAAGCGCGAGCUAGGAUUCCCGCAUAUAUCUUAGAAAAAAUUAUUCUAAAUUUGUGCCAAGUUUCAUCAAAAUCUGAGCGUCACACUUCAAGUACUUCCCUUGUGAGAUGAUGAUUUUAGGAGGUAGAUGUUGGAUUGGCAGCGGACGUCGGAGUUUUGAAUGUAAUAUCAAAAAUAACGGGUAAUGACAGUUGGUGUCGGGAAUUGGCAUUUACUGCAAGAGACUUUAAUGGAACCGAAGGAGUUGAGAAGGGUAAGAUUGAAGACUGCAAAAAUACCUAUAUUUUCAGGAUUCUUAUCUCGCGCUUUCGACACUCAAAAAGAAUGUUUGGAUGGAGCCCUGGACUUGGCCAAAGAGAUUGCCAGUAAGAGUCCAAUUGCUGUUCAAGGAAGUAAAUUGGCCAUGAAUUAUGCCCGGGAUCAUACUGUACAAGAGACGUUUGACUAUAUCAAAGUCUGGAACUCCGUUCAUUUGCAAACUGAAGACAUGGUCAAAGUUGCUCAAGCCAUGAUGGAGAAGAAGAAAGCAGUCUUCAAUGAUGCGUGA
Molecule: messenger RNA, 1548 nt
Organism: Bursaphelenchus xylophilus (pine wood nematode)
Lineage: Eukaryota; Metazoa; Nematoda; Chromadorea; Rhabditida; Aphelenchoididae
Source: the annotation of a GenBank genome assembly